CACCAACACUACAAAAGGGCCACUGUCUUUGAAGCUGUCAUGAAUCUGGAACAAUAGUCAUUUUGCUAGCAGCACACUUCUUGCAGGCUGUUUGGUUUGAACUUUAAAACAAAAAAUGUCUUCUGGAUUUUUUGUGAGAGUGCUUGUGCUCUCACUGUUGACUUUGGGGCAGCAAGCAAAGGCACUCGGCUUCAGAAGUGGAGGCUCCGGUGGCAUUAGCCCUCACUUUGAUUUUUCAAGAAGCCUCAAACCUGCUUCCACUUCCAGUUAUGAAAGACAUUCACAGCCUGAAGGGUUUCUGGGUAGAUCUGUACCCAGUUACACUAAAGGUGGUUCAGCUGCUGCACUGAGUGCAGGAGGUCCUAGAAGUUAUCAUGUUUCUUCUGGUAGGCACGUAGCUGGUUACAGUCCAAAAGGAAGUGUUUCUAGUUACAGGCCUGUAACCCAGCCACCUCAAAAUAACCCUUAUGCACAGGGUGCCAUUCAAUCCAAAACUGGCAUGUGGAGCAAACUUCUGAGUGGAAACGUGUUUGAGUCUGGUAUUGCUUCAAGUUAUGGAAUUAAGAUGCUUUCUGUUCCCCAACCUGAGCUAGAAUCUGCUGUGCCAUCCAAGCGUCCGGGCUACGAGUCCAAGCCCCAGCGUCCGGGCUACGAGUCCAAGCCCCAGCGUCCGGGCCACCAGUCCAAGCCCGAGCCCCAGCCCCAGCGUCCGGGCCACCAGUCCAAGCCCCAGCCCCAGCGUCCGGGCCACCAGUCCAAGCCCCAGCCCCAGCGUCCGGGCCACCAGUCCAAGCCCCAGCCCCAGCGUCCGGGCCACCAGUCUAAGCCCCAGCCCCAUCCCCAGGGCUACCAGUCCAAGCCCCAGCGUCCGGGCCACCAGUCCAAGCCCCAGCCCCAGCCCCAGCAGCCGGGCCACCAGUCCAAGCCCCAGCAGCCGGGCCCCCAGCCCCAGCAGCCGGGCCACCAGAGAUACAUUCCAAUGGCAUCCCCGGACCAUCCUAGGUGGCAGCAGCAACUGCCGCCUGUGUACAACAGACAUCAUUGACCUUGAGUAUCCUAACUAAAUGCGUUUCUAAAGUUCCUUGAAUAUUUGAUUUUCGUUAUGCUUAAGGGAGGAUAAAAGUGUAAUUUUACUGUACAGGAAACAUUCCAAAAGAAAAUCCUUAAAUCAUGGUAAAUGCAUUGUGAAUUGGCUAUAUAUUUUUUUUUCUGUUCCUGACUUCUUCCUGGAAGCAGUACGUCCUGGCAUUAAAUGUUGUGAUUUCAAUAAAGUACUUGCGACGCA
Cottoperca gobio is the source of this 1285-nucleotide messenger RNA. Its product is annotated as activating signal cointegrator 1 complex subunit 2 homolog. NCBI's taxonomy places the organism in Eukaryota, Metazoa, Chordata, Actinopteri, Perciformes, Bovichtidae. The record is from RefSeq and is a predicted model, not a curated record. The coding region runs from base 116 to 1045 and encodes 309 amino acids. The transcript is spliced from 4 exons.